Messenger RNA from Esox lucius (northern pike), 2700 nucleotides. RefSeq names its product tripartite motif-containing protein 16-like. The transcript has 6 exons. The coding region runs from base 1 to 1662 and encodes 553 amino acids. The record is from RefSeq and is a predicted model, not a curated record. Gene Ontology annotation, molecular function: protein binding; zinc ion binding. Lineage: Eukaryota; Metazoa; Chordata; Actinopteri; Esociformes; Esocidae.
AUGGCUCAGCAAGGAGUUCUGCUGGACCAGGACCAAUUUUGUUGUUCUGUCUGUCUGGAUCUACUGAAGGAGCCAGUCACAAAUGCUUGUGGACACAGUUACUGUAGGAGUUGUAUUGAGGGCUACUGGGAUCAGGAUGAUCUGAAAGGGGUCUAUAGCUGUCCCCAGUGCAGACAGACCUUCACUACAAGGCCAACUCUGAAGAUAAAUAACAUGUUGGCUGAGGUGGUGGAGAACCUGAAGACAGGACCCCAGACUGCUUCUCCUGUUCUGUGCUCUGUUGGACCUGGAGAUGUGGUUUGUGAUUUCUGUACUGGGACCAGAAAGCAGAAAGCCCUCAUGUCCUGUUUGGUGUGUUUGGCUUCUUACUGUGAGACUCACCUUGAACCUCACUAUGAAUCUACUGCAUUUAAGAAACACAAGCUGAUCAAAGCCACCACACAACUACAGGAGAAGAUCUGCUCUCACCAUGACAAAGUGCUGGAGGUUUUCUGUCGUACUGAUCAGGAGUGCAUCUGUAAUUUUUGUACAAUGGAUGAACACAAAAGCCAUGACAUAGUAUCAGCUGCAGCAGAGAGGACUAAUAAACAAAGUCAGCUGGGGAUCAGUCAGCAGAAGAUCCAUCAGAGAGUCCAGGAGAGAGAGGAGAUGGUGAAGGAGCUCCAACAAGCUGUGGAGUCUCUCAAGCUCUCUGCACAAACAGCAGUGGAGGACUCUGAGAAGAUCUUUACUGAGUUGAUCCGCUCCAUUGAGAGAAAACGCUCUGAGGUGAAGGAGCUGAUCAGAGCCCAAGAGAAGACUCAAGUGAGUCAAGCUGAAGGACUCCUGGAGAAACUGAAGCAGGAGAUAGCUGAGCUGAGGAGGAGAAGCACAGAGCUGGAGAAGUUCUCACACAUAGAAGAUGACAUCCAUUUCCUCCAGAGUUAUCAGUCUCUCUCCAGGACCAAUAUUUCUUCAGACUUAACCAGCAUCACUGUCUGUCCUCGUCAGUACUUUGGAGAUGUAAGUAAGAUGGUCACUGAUCUGAGAGAGAAACUAGAAGACUUCCUUAAAGGAGGAUGGACAAAGAUCUCCACUACAGUGAAUAUAGUGGAUGUUUUACUGUCUCCAGAGCCCAAGACCAGAGAACAGUUCUUACAAUAUUCCUGUCAGCUCACACUGGACACAAACUCAGUACAUGAAAAACUAUCUCUGUCUGAAGGGAACAGAAAGGUUACUGCUACACACCAAGUUCAACCAUAUCCUGACCAUCCAGACAGAUUUAAAGACCAGUGCAUGGCUCUAUGUAAAGAGGGUUUGACUGGACGCUGUUACUGGGAGGUGGAGUGGAGUGGGUAUUGUGUUGAUACAUCAGUCUCAUAUAAAGACAUCAGCAGGAUAGGUGAUAGAUUUGGAUACAAUAACAAGUCCUGGAGUUUUGAGUGUUAUGGUGGUUCUGGUGGUUAUUAUUUCAGACACGAUGAUGUUGAGACUAAAGUAUCAGGCCCUAAAUCCUCCAGAAUAGGAGUCUACCUGGAUUAUAAGGCAGGUACUCUGUCCUUCUACAGCAUCUCUGACACAAUGACCCUCCUCCACAGAGUCCAGACCACAUUCACUCAGCCCCUCUAUCCUGGGUUUAGUCUCUAUAAAUAUAAUGGCACUGCUGAACUGUGUAAAGUAUAGUUGGUUGUCAGAUAGAAAUAUAUAUAUAUAUUACACACUGUUUGGAGUGUUCAGAGAGUGGAACUUAUAUAAGGAACAACUAUAUAGGGUGGAACAACUAUAUAAAGGACUAGUCCAGCAAUAUACUGUAGUAAAAAUGUAACUGUAAGAAAGUUAAGACCAGAUAAAGGCUACAAACCAGCUUUACAGGAAAUUACUUGAUUGUUUUGCAUCUCAGUUAUCUCACAUGACACCAAUUUAUAUGAACUCAGCAACUCAGCUUGGACCCAAGUACAUAAACACAUCUCUCUAGCUUAAGGGAACAGGAAGGUGAUUGAUACACACCAAGGCCAACCAUAUCCUGACCAUACAGACAUUAACAAAUCACUAACAAAAAAAAUAACACUCUAAAAAGCUUAUUUGAUGGAGAUUUUCAAUGGUGAUGUCCAGGAAACUGAAUAAGACAUUUUCUUUCCCGCUGCUCAGUCAAGUUUUUUUUUGCUCUUAUUCUUUAUUUAAAUAUGGCCCAUGGUGAUGGGAAAUUAACCACUCAACAUUUAUACAGUCAGACCAUUUUUUUAUUUCCAAGUGUCUUUAAAAAAUAUUUUGUAGAAGGGAGAUUGUAGUUUGUGUGGUUUCUGGAUUUUUCUGGUGGUCAGACAAUUUUACUUGACUCCAUCUACACUUCUCACACAAUGACCCUCUUCCACGGAGUCCAGACCACAUUCACUCAGCCCAUCAAUCCUGGGAUUAGUCUUUAAAUAUAGUGAUACUGCAGAGCAGUAAUCUGUAGUAGGGUCUCAUAGAUUUUCUUUACUAUAGGAUUUUUCCAACUGAUUUGAUCUUUAGAGGUUUCUUUCAUUAUUCAAUUGAUUCUUUUCAUCAAUUCACCAUUUGAAAGAAAUGUCCUUGUGUUCGCUGAGUCUGUUCGCUCACCCUUAAUGCGUUAAAUGCCGACUCUAUUAGAAAAUACCUUUACAGGCCAAACAUGCUGUAUUGAUGAUCUGCUGCAAUCAGGUUUGAUUUUAAGCCUUAAUUAAUAAAAAUUCCACGUACGGA